AUGCUUGGUCUAGGAUUAAGACCUCGACUCAAGGUCCGCCCGUCUCUGCUGGACUUGCUGUCGCAUAACAGGACGUUCAUAGAGCUGGCUGAUUCUGCCGCAGAAGAAGCUACGACAGCUUCUCCACCUUUGGACCACCUGCCACCGCUGCCCGCAACUCCAACUCCAACUUCAACUUCCACCUCCUCCACCCUUCUCAACGACAACGGCUCACCAUCCUCUCCAACGCAUAUCUCGCGGUUAACUGCAGAUAACCUUCCUGCAGAGAUUAUUGUCGAGCUACAACCUUCUUCCCCGCUGCCGUCACUGUCUCCCGCACCUCCUCCCGUCAUGGCGCCCUCUGACAAAAAGCAGAAUGACGACGAACAGCUCGGCGCCGUCUUUUCUAUUUCCGGCCCCGUCGUGGUGGCCGAGAAAAUGAUUGGCUGUGCCAUGUACGAGUUGUGUCACGUCGGCUACGACCAUCUCGUCGGCGAAGUCAUCCGUAUCGACGGCGACAAAGCAACAAUCCAAGUCUACGAAGAGACAGCCGGUGUCAAAGUCGGUGACCCCGUUACCCGAUCCGGUAAACCCCUGUCCGUCGAGCUGGGUCCCGGUCUUAUGGAGACCAUCUACGAUGGUAUCCAGCGACCGCUCAAGGCCAUUUCAGACUCCUCCGAGAGUAUCUAUAUCCCCCGCGGUAUCGCCGUGCCAGCCCUCGACCGCGUGAAGAAGUGGGAUUUCAAGCCGACCAAGAAAGUGGGCGACAUGAUUACUGGGGGUGAUAUCUGGGGUAUCGUUUACGAGAAUAGUUUGUUGGAUGAGCACAAAAUCCUCCUGCCGCCUCGUGCUCGGGGUAAAAUCACCAAAAUAGCAGACGCCGGAAGUUACACCGUCGACGAGAAGAUUUUGGAAAUCGAGUUUGACGGCAAGAAAUCCGAACACGGUAUGAUGCACACUUGGCCCGUUCGUGUUCCUCGACCGGUGAAUGAGAGGCUUGCCUCCGACUCGCCAUUCAUCGUCGGUCAGAGAGUGUUGGACUCUUUGUUUCCCAGUGUCCAAGGUGGUACUGUGUGUAUUCCAGGAGCUUUCGGCUGCGGUAAAACGGUCAUUUCGCAGUCCGUCUCCAAGUUCUCCAAUAGUGACAUUAUCGUUUACGUUGGAUGUGGUGAACGUGGUAAUGAGAUGGCUGAAGUAUUGAUGGACUUCCCAGAGCUCUCUAUUGAUAUCAACGGCCGAAAAGAACCCAUCAUGAAGCGCACAUGUCUUAUUGCCAACACUUCGAAUAUGCCCGUCGCUGCUCGUGAAGCCUCUAUUUACACUGGCAUUACCGUUGCUGAGUACUUCCGUGACCAAGGAAAGAACGUAGCCAUGAUGGCCGAUUCUAGUUCUCGCUGGGCUGAGGCUUUGCGUGAAAUUUCUGGUCGUCUGGGUGAGAUGCCCGCAGAUCAAGGUUUCCCUGCUUACCUCGGUGCCAAAUUGGCUUCUUUCUACGAGCGAGCAGGAAAGAGUGUUGCUCUCGGUAGUCCCGAGCGUGAAGGUAGUGUCAGCAUUGUCGGUGCCGUGAGUCCCCCAGGUGGUGAUUUCACCGAUCCCGUUACCACCAGUACUCUGGGUAUUGUGCAGGUUUUCUGGGGUUUGGAUAAGAAGUUGGCUCAGCGCAAACAUUUCCCUUCCAUCAACACCACAGUGUCUUACAGCAAAUACACCACCAUUCUAGACAGAUAUUACGAAAAAGAGCAUCCCGAAUUCCCCCGCCUCCGAGACCAAAUUCGAGAAUUGUUGUCCAACUCUGAAGAUCUGGACCAAGUCGUCCAGCUGGUCGGAAAAUCUGCAUUGGGUGAUUCGGAUAAAAUCACUCUAGACGUGGCUGCACUUCUCAAGGAUGACUUUUUGCAGCAGAAUGGCUACAGUGAGUACGACCAGUUCUGUCCUCUGUGGAAGACCCAGUACAUGAUGAAGGCAUUCAUGGGUUACCACGACGAAGCACAAAAGGCCGUUGCUCAGGGUCAAAGCUGGGCAAAGGUCCGUGAGGCUACUGCAGAUAUCCAGACUGGUCUGCGAAACAUGAAGUUUGAAGUUCCGGAUGAUGAAAAGGCAGUUUCAGCCAAGUACGAGAAAUUGCUGUCAGACAUGUCUGAGCGAUUUGCUACGGUGUCCGAUGAGUAG
Messenger RNA from Talaromyces amestolkiae, 2148 nucleotides. RefSeq lists its product as uncharacterized. Bases 1 to 2148 code for a protein of 715 amino acids. The record is from RefSeq and is a predicted model, not a curated record. Gene Ontology annotation, biological process: proton transmembrane transport; ATP metabolic process. Gene Ontology annotation, cellular component: fungal-type vacuole membrane; proton-transporting V-type ATPase, V1 domain. Gene Ontology annotation, molecular function: proton-transporting ATPase activity, rotational mechanism; ATP binding; ATP hydrolysis activity. Lineage: Eukaryota; Fungi; Ascomycota; Eurotiomycetes; Eurotiales; Trichocomaceae. The transcript has 4 exons.